AUGCUAUUUCCCAAGUCUCCACCCACUAGGACGGGUAUAAAAAGACCACGAAGGAAGGAGAGACUCAAACCUACCCACAUCUACCGUCAGCAGCUUGCCACUGUCCCAAGCCCUCCCAUCACCUUUCCCAACACCAUGUCUUGCACCUCUUGCCUGCCCGCCCUGAGCUGCCGCACCAGCUGCUCCUCCCGGCCCUGCGUGCCCCCCAGCUGCCAUGGCUGCACCCUGCCAGGGGCCUGCAACAUCCCCGCCAACGUCGGCAACUGUAAUUGGUUCUGCGAGGGCUCCUUCAAUGGCAGCGAGAAGGAGACUAUGCAGCAACUGAAUGACCGCCUGGCCUCCUACAUAGAGAAGGUGAGGCAGCUGGAGAGAGACAAUGCAGAGCUGGAAAGCCAGAUCCAGCAGAGGAACCAGCAGCAGGACCCCCUGGUGUGCCCUGCCUACCAGUCCUACUUCAGGACCAUCGAGGAGCUGCAGCAGAAGAUCCUGUGUGCCAAGUCUGAGAAUGCCAGGCUGGCCGUGCAGAUCGACAAUGCCAAGCUGGCCUCUGAUGACUUCAGGACCAAGUACCAGACGGAGCUGUCCCUGCGGCAGCUGGUGGAGGCUGACAUCAACAGCCUCCGUAGGAUCCUGGACGAGCUGACCCUCUGCAAGUCUGACCUGGAGGCGCAGGUCGAGUCCCUGAAGGAGGAGCUGCUGUGCCUCAAGAAGAACCAUGAGGAGGAAGUCAACACCCUGCGCUGCCAGCUUGGAGACCGCCUCAACAUAGAGGUGGAUGCUGCUCCCACCGUGGACCUGAACCGCGUGCUCAAUGAGACCAGGUGUCAGUACGAGGCCCUGGUGGAAACUAACCGCCGGGAAGUGGAGGAAUGGUUCACCACACAGACUGAGGAGCUGAACAAGCAGGUGGUAUCCAGCUCUGAGCAGCUGCAGUCCUGCCAGGCAGAGAUCAUCGAGCUGAGACGCACGGUCAACGCCCUGGAGAUCGAGCUGCAGGCCCAGCACAACAUGAGAAACAGCCUGGAGAACACUCUGACUGAGAGCGAGGCUCGCUACAGCUCCCAGCUGGCCCAGGUGCAGUGCCUGAUCACCAACGUGGAGUCCCAGCUUGGGGAGAUCCGUGCUGACCUGGAGCGUCAGAACCAGGAGUACCAGGUGCUGCUGGACAUCCGGUCCCGUCUGGAGUGCGAGAUCAACACGUACAGGAGCCUGCUGGAGAGCGAGGACUGCAACCUUCCUUGCAACCCAUGCGCCACCACCAAUGCUACCGGUGGCUCCUGUGGAUCUUGCUGCGGCUCUCAAAAGCGCUGCUGUUAG
Meriones unguiculatus (Mongolian gerbil) is the source of this 1317-nucleotide messenger RNA. RefSeq names its product keratin, type I cuticular Ha4-like. Gene Ontology annotation, molecular function: structural molecule activity. Lineage: Eukaryota; Metazoa; Chordata; Mammalia; Rodentia; Muridae. The record is from RefSeq and is a predicted model, not a curated record.